This is a messenger RNA of Trypanosoma conorhini, 2013 nucleotides long. RefSeq lists its product as uncharacterized. The transcript has a single exon. The coding region runs from base 1 to 2013 and encodes 670 amino acids. NCBI's taxonomy places the organism in Eukaryota, Euglenozoa, Kinetoplastea, Trypanosomatida, Trypanosomatidae. The record is from RefSeq and is a predicted model, not a curated record.
AUGGCGGGGGCGGAGGUGGAGACUUGCCCUCCCCGGGAGUUGCCUAACGCCGCGGCCAGUGCGUCGUGGGUGGAGGGCGGUUUGGGGGCGGUGGGUGCAGACGCGGGGGAGGCGGAAGAUGGCGACGACGUCGCUGCGCUCUUGGGGCGUGCGCGGUCGUGUCUGGAGGAGGCGCGUCGAGCGGGACCGGCGACGGCGGCUGCGGUUUCCCGCGCGGGAGGCCGUGGCGCGCGGGGGAGGCCGCGGCAAGCCGGCGAGGAGCGGUGGCGGCGGCUGCGCUACCUUGAGUGGCUGACGCGCUUCGUCUUGCGGCAGCAGCGCGUAAGCGAUGCGUUGCGGCAGCGUGCGUCGGAGGCGUGGCAGCUGGCGCCUGCCCCAGCGGCGGCAGACGGAGAGACCUUCAACGGUGCUUCGGGCUCCGCGGGAAGCGACGUCGGCGCAAGAGAGGCCGCAGGGUCCGACAACAGCCGUUUCGCCCCGGUGACGCCCGCUUCUCCAGCGGCGAAUGGGGAUGAGGGUCGCCGCGAUGAGGCGGCGCUGCACGUUGGCGGUCCGCAAACGCGCAUGCCUAGCAGCGGUGUGCGGGCUUUUGAGGAGCACGCUCACCACGCGGAAGAGAACACGGUGGUGGCGGUUGCCUCUGCGUGCGACGAUGUGCGGGUUGUCGUCCGGGCAGCAUCCGACAGGUUAGAGUCUGCUCAAGAGCCCGAUUCACGAGAAGAGCAGUCGGAGUGGCGUCGUUUUCGCACCUGGUUCCCGUCGGAACUUUCUUGCUUAGCCAAUGUGCCUCAGCCACACGGCACUGAGGCCUCUCCUGUGCCGCACAUUUUGUGUCUCUCGACGAUCGUGCACGAGAAACCACGAGGAAUGAGCGCAAAGAAUGAGGCGCUUUUGGCGCAAGGCCGUUACUGUAAGAGUUGUCUUUGCCCGCUAAAGAAAUCGUACUUUCCUGUUCCCUCAUGGAAAGCAGCGAAUUUCUGCUACUACACGGGCAUGUAUUACUGCAAGAAGUGCCACUCCGGGCGCAAAAGUGUUAUACCGGCACGUGUUCUGCACUUCUGGGACGUUAAAUGCUUUCCUGUGUGUAACGAUGCCAUUGGUUUCCUGGAGCUUCAGCUGAAGCGACCCUUGUACUGUGUGUCGGCGGUGAACCCGAGGUUGUACGACCGUGUUGCCUUGCUAGAAGAGUUGCGGUGCAUACGGAUGCAGCUCGUGGCACUGCGUGAGGUGGGUGUGCAAUGUUCCGUCUUUCGCAGGCUGUUCUACCUCAAGGAUGGAACGAACAGGCCCACGACGGGCAGCUGCUCAUGGACUUCUUUCUCAUUGGUGUCAGACUAUAUGGAGGAUGAAUUCGAGGUGGAGUGUUUUGUCCCGCGAGAGAAGCGCUACCUGAUGGAGGACAGUGAGGUUUGGUCCUUGGACGACCUCUUGGAGGUGCAUCGCUGUUGCCCGGGUGGCGCUAACUGCGAUGUCGCGUCGUGCGACGUCCCGCCGCAGCUGAGAGCGUGCGGUCAUGCCCGUCCCGAGACGGGUUGCAGGCUUUUUAUGUAUCUUCGGCGGCUGCGGCUGCAGAUGACGAACCAUAUCUUUCAGCGGCGCUGUGACACAUGCCUGCGCAAUAGCCUUGACAUUUGCCGCUGGUGUUGCCCUUCCGGGGCGCUGGAAGCGUUUGGGCGGUAUCGAAAGCAGGGUGUAGUGCUUCCCCAGCGAGGCGUUGAAGGCUCUCCUACAUUCUUCGCUGCAACUUCCCCACCCCCGCUGGGCCAAGCUUCAUGUGCGGGUGCGCAUGCCGAGCCGUGCCUAUAUAUGGUGCACUCGUUUGACUUGCUUCACGUGCGCAGCUGUCCCCAGUGCGGGGCCUGCUACCACAGGCGAUGCUUUGAGCAGAUGCAGUGCGAACUGGCAGGUGGCAUGGGGUGUCUUUGCUGCCGAGAAAGUAGUGACCUCGUUGCGGCUGCGAAUGCUUCUCAACAUCUUCUGCCUGCCCAAAAAAAGCAGCCGCAACCCGAAUGA